Messenger RNA from Orbilia oligospora ATCC 24927, 1185 nucleotides. RefSeq lists its product as uncharacterized. The transcript is spliced from 3 exons. Lineage: Eukaryota; Fungi; Ascomycota; Orbiliomycetes; Orbiliales; Orbiliaceae. The record is from RefSeq and is a predicted model, not a curated record. The coding region runs from base 1 to 1185 and encodes 394 amino acids.
AUGGAUUCUUCACCUCUCGCGGCGUUAACACUCGAAGAGCAAGCAAAGCUACAAAAAUUUUGGAGUCUUCUACUAGAGACAUUCGCAAAACCUCCUUCGACAACUGGAAGUAAAAUAAUAGACCAUUUAGAAGUAGACGUCGCCAAUCAAUAUGAACUUGAUCAACUUAACACCGCCUUAUCCGACCACACAGUAGAGCACCUCCAUACAGCAUUUUGGCAAUUCGUCAAACAUGAAAACCCCGACGCCGUAGUGCUUCGUUUUCUGCGCGCAAGGAGCUGGGAUGUUAACAGGGCUUUAAUGAAGAUAAUAUCAACCCUCUGUUGGCGGCUCAAAUUCGGUGUCGAAGAUCUUCUCAGAGGAGGCGAAUUAGCUGCCACUACGGAUUCCGAUCAGGGCUUAAUACAUCAAUUUAGAAUCGGAAAGGCUUACAUCCAUGGUUUUGACAAAGAAAACAGACCGGUGUGCAUCAUUUCUCCAAGAUUACAUCAGUCGGGCGAUCAGAGUCCUGAGAGUAUAGAGAAACUCACGGUUUAUAUUAUGGAAACGACGAGACUUUUGUGCCAAGAACCUAACGAUACAUCGUGUAUUGUGUUUGAUAUGACAGGUUUUGGAUUUUAUAAUAUGGAUUAUACCGCUGUCAGGUUCAUAAUCGACUGCCUUCAGUCACAUUAUCCAGAAUCUCUUGGCGUGUGUCUUAUUCACAACGCCCCAUGGGUCUUCCAGGGUAUUUGGAGUGUAAUCAAGGCGUGGCUUCACCCUGUCAUUGCGUCUAAGAUCCAGUUUACUUAUACUGCAAAUGAUCUUUCGAAAUUCAUAAGCCCACAGCAUGCCCCGAAGUUCCUAGGAGGCAAGGAAGACUGGAUAUAUGAGUACUUAGAGCCUAGUUCCGACGAGAACUCUGCCAUAACAGACCCGACUACGGCCAACAUUCUUGAGAAAGAGACUGCCGAAAAAGUUAAAAAGGAUAUUGUCAAAGAAUAUGAACAAGCCACUGGAAGAUGGGCUAAAGAGGAUAUAAUGGGCGAGGUGACAGAAGCGAAAGAUGAAAGAAAUCCAUUGGUAGAGAAGCUAAAACAAAAUUAUUGGGCAUCAGAUAAAUUUGUACGGGCGAGAACCUAUAGCGAUCGAGUUGGCGUAUUGGGCGCUUGCGGGAAGAUCAAUACCGGUUCUGAGAAAUUCUAG